AUGAUCCAAAAGUACCUUCCCUUGUUCCCCAAACCACGACAAAUUAGGAAAAGUUACUUGGCCAUUCCAUUUGUGCUAAUCACAUUAAUUCUUCUUCAUUUCCUCAACACGUAUGACGCAGUCAAACAAUGGUCCACUCAAGUGGCUGGGCUUGGGGAUACUUCUGAGUCACGCAUAUCCAACUACAACCUGAAACCAAUCACCAUUCUACCAUCUGAUUACAGUACUAGUCUAAGAAUCGACCACAACAUUACUGAAAACAACAAUGAAAUCGUCAAAUACCGAGGCAGCCGCAGUGCUUUGAGUUUGGCUGUGACUAAUCAAACAUAUUCACCACAUCCCAUAACUUUGUUUGCCUCAACACCCGUGGUCUCAAUAUUUGAUGAGGAAACAAGAGCAGAUGCAAAAGAAGCAACCUGUGACAACUUGCUAUUGGAUAAACAAGUUUCAAUUACCAAGAGUACAGAGAUGAAGCAAGACUGGAAAUUAAUUGCUGAAACUUUGUUGAACCAAAUCACAAGUGAUGAAAGUUUAAAGGAGAUAGCUGGGUUUUUCAAAGGUAAGCUUGGCAAAUACAUUGAAACAAAUGCAUUAAAUGAAAAGCAUUUUUACAAAUUUGCUGGUACCUCGGUAUGGUUGUCCAAGUAUGGCGUCCAUUUGAUGGUGUCACGUUUACUAUUCACACAAACGGCGAGAAAAGCAAACCCACAAAUUUCAUUGCUUUAUGCACAAGUUUAUGAUGAAAAUUGGCAAGAAUUGACCAAUGUUGAUUUGGUUUUGCCUAUAAUUGAUGAUGAUGGGGAACGUAAAUAUGAAAGUGUCAAUUUCCCACGUGUCAUGCCAAUUCCAUUUUAUCAUAAUUCAAAGAAAACCAAAAGGAGGUGGUAUGGUCCUGAAGACACGCGUAUCUUGUUGAGCAAGAAUGAGUAUGGUGAUGAAGAACCAAUAGUCAUAUUCAAUGCUUUCCAUAGACAAAUCUUGAAGAAAGCACAAGAAGAAAAUGGAGAAAAGAAACCUACUAUAUAUAUUUUUCAUCGACUGAUGUUUAUGGGAUACUUGUUUAGGUAUCAACGCGGUAAAGCAAAUGUUGAUGCGGGUCAAGACAGACAUGCUUCUAAAACUAGAUACAACAAAGUUGUUGAAUUGCGAAUUGAGGGACAAGAUCGUAAAAAGGUUGAGAAAAACUGGACUCCAUUUAUUAAUCCACUGGAGCGGAAAUCACUGGUUUUGAAAGGUGGUGAUGCACAUAUUUAUAUUGUUUAUCAAUGGGAUAAUUUGAAAAUCUUGAAAUGUGAAUUGGCCAAUGCUGAGCAAGACUCAAAGUGUCAAGUUGUUUAUACACAAAACAAAGAUGAAGGUGGAAAAGUUGGUCCAGUUCGCGGAGGAACAGAAUUGAUACCUAUCAAAGCCAAAUCCAACUUGGAUCAAGUUUGGAUUGGGUUUCUUCGUGCUCAUAUUGACAGAUGUGGAUGUGGUAAAGCAAUGUACAGACCUAAUUUCAUAGUUUUGGGAGAAAAGGAUGGACAAUUCAAAUUAUCCCAUCUUUCGUCGUCUAUAUCAUUCAACAUGGCGGUAGAUGGAUGGAAGUAUGCCGAUAUCCAAUGUGCUAGAAGAGAUCCAAAUGUGUUGAUUCCUAAUGGUAUAUCAAUGUAUGAACCAAAAAAGGAUUACCUAAGUUUGAUCUUAUCAGUUGCUGAUAAAAAUGACAAUUUGGUUCAUGUUUCUGGAAUUAGGAAAAUGGUUGAUGAGUUGGAUUUGAAUUGGGGCGAGGCUACGAGUACUGCUGCCGAAAAAAGUCCAUUGAUUUCAUGUGUUGUUGAUCAGAGUAGUCAAUUUUGCAAAGAGUAUGGGAUCGAGCAGGAUAAGUUGGGUGUGACCGAGGCUGCAAGGCAAAAGGCUAAGGAAGAGGAAGAGGCAGCGGCAAAGGCCAAAGAGGAUGCGAAAGCAAAGGAAGAUGCAGAGAAGCAGAAUGUAAAGCCCAGUGGCGGAAACGAAGGUACUGAUGCUGGAUCUGGUGGUGAGACGCAGAACCAACCAUCAAACGGGGAGCAGUCCUCCGAUAAUCAAAAUACAGACCAACAACAGCAGCAAGAACCCAAACUUCCACCUCUUCCUGGAAAUGAGCAGCAAGGUGAACAAGCAAACCCACCACAACCACCACAAGCUGAACAACAGCAACAACAACAACAACAACAGCAACAACAACAACAACAACAGCAACAGCAACAACAGCAGCAACAGCCACCAACUCAGCAAGAUGAGCAUCCAAAUGAGGAUCAAAAAGAUAGAACAAAGGAAUCAGAAAACAAACCUGAACAAAAAGCACAAUGA
Molecule: messenger RNA, 2331 nt
Organism: Lodderomyces theae
Lineage: Eukaryota; Fungi; Ascomycota; Pichiomycetes; Serinales; Debaryomycetaceae
Gene: BMT4
Product: Bmt4p
Exons: 1
Coding region: 1-2331 (776 amino acids)
Molecular function (GO): mannosyltransferase activity
Source: RefSeq, a predicted model, not a curated record